Molecule: messenger RNA, 3969 nt
Organism: Varanus komodoensis (Komodo dragon)
Lineage: Eukaryota; Metazoa; Chordata; Lepidosauria; Squamata; Varanidae
Gene: DIS3L2
Product: DIS3 like 3'-5' exoribonuclease 2
Exons: 22
Coding region: 130-3501 (1123 amino acids)
Biological process (GO): miRNA catabolic process
Cellular component (GO): exosome (RNase complex); P-body
Molecular function (GO): RNA binding; 3'-5'-RNA exonuclease activity
Source: RefSeq, a predicted model, not a curated record
UUUCUCCAAAGAAUUGGCAACAUAAGAACUAACUAAAGGGUGAAGUCCAUCUAAUCUACUGGUGUGUUUCCAACAGAGACCAGGCAGAUGUGUAUAAUAAGCAAGAUACGAAGGUAAUAUUCCUGGGAUAUGGAACCCCAAGGCUAUGUGCGAGUCCCCCCCAGCCAUGCUUCCAAAGACGGCUCAAGCAAGCCCACUGUCCCGCAGAAGAACGCCUACGCCAGGCUUGUGCAGAAGCACCACAGUGGGCGGUUCCGGUCCUACUUGAACCACAUCGCUCAGAAGCUGCAGCUGGAGGAGGCGAGUGCCCUCAAUGACUCGGAUACAGAGCCAUCCUUGAAAAGAGGCCUUGUGCGAGAGGCUCUGUCUAAAAACGGGGUGAAAACCCCCAGUGGCUCCCUCGUCAAAACCCUGCAUCCAGUCCAGCUGGAGUUUGGAAGAGCUGAGCAGCUGAGUGACAGUAGAGAGGCGGCUUCUGCCAAGCGGCAGCAUCACCAAAGCGAUCCCAGUGCUGGCAGAAGUGGUGAUGAUGAAGUAGUGGACGAAGAGGAUGGUGUCUCUGCUCAUCAGCUUGAAGAUCUGUCUGCUGCCUCAAGGGGCAGACAGGUACUGGGGCAAGGGGUAUUGUCCAGGCAAAGUGGAUUUCAGCAGAAAACCACCAGCUCUGGAGAGCGAGACAGAGAGGAGCCGUGGAGAAGCAAAUACAGCAGGGAUGCGCCCGCCACCUUCGACAGAUCCGAUGGCUAUGCACCCACUGGCCACUUCAGCAUGGAUGUGCCCACCACAAAUGCCAGGAAAACCAGCCCCUUUUCACCAAGCCAAGUUCAUGGUACGGACAAGAGAGGCGUGGUGAGGACCAGGAACAAGUCAGAAUCGGGCAGAGCACCCCCAAGCGUUGACAGGAGGCGGCAGCUCUCAGAAUCCCAAGUGGACACCAUGAGUGGCUCUGACUGCCGAAUGACCCAGCAGCAGCCGGGGACUCCCAGAGGAGGUUCCCACACCACUGGCUCAACCCCUGGGGAAAGAAAGAAUCGGAGUAAGCCAACUCGGGGAAGGAAGAAAAUAUUUGAAGCAUACCUGUCACAGGAGGAUGUCUCGGCAGGCCUGAAAAGGAAAACGCUUAUCCAGGGAACCUUGAGAAUAAACCCCAAGAAGUACCACGAGGCCUUCAUUCCAUCUCCGGAUGGCACCCGGGAUAUCUUCAUCGAUGGAGUCGUUGCUCGCAACAGGGCUCUGAAUGGUGACAUUGUGGUCGUAAAGCUGCUUCCAGAAGACCAGUGGAAGGUAAACAAGCCCGAUGGGUCUGAGAAUGAAGUGGAUUCCGCUCCAGAACUAGCUGCCCCUGCGAAGUCUCCAGGCACCUGCACGUCUCUGGAUCCCGGAAAGGGGGAUGCUCGCAGCCCUGACAUGGUUGUAGAGGCUCAGUUUGAUGGCGAUGCUGCUGCGAGGGAGCAGGAGUGUGCAGGAGAGGUCCCGGAUCUCAAGCCGCUCUCUCUGGCAGCUGGCGAAAAGGGGAGCGAUGCAGAGGUUUGCAGCCCUCGCCAUGCGAAGCAGGAAGAGUCCCCCAAGGCCGCCGAUCCAGACCAGUUCCUCCAGAAGACUGCGAAGGUUGUCUACAUCUUGGAGAAGAAGCAUUCCAGGGCCGUGACGGGCUUCAUCCGGCUCUUGACUGACCGCAACAGCGAGCUCUUCAAGAAGUGCGCCAUGUUCUCGCCUGUGGACCACAGAGUGCCUCGUGCCUUGGUGCCCUUGACUGACUGCCCAGCAGGCUUUGCCUCCAGGCCCGAGGACUACGCCAGCGUUCUCUUUAUCUGCCGUAUUGUGGACUGGAGGGAGGACAGCAAUUUUGCUCUUGGGCAGCUGGCCCGAAGCCUUGGACAGGCAGGUGAAAUUGAGCCAGAAACGGAAGGCAUCUUGAUGGAAUAUGGUGUGGAUUGCUCGGCCUUCUCUCCAGAGGUCCUUCAGUGCCUUCCCCAGAACCUCCCCUGGGUUAUCCCCCCAGAAGAAUUUGCCAAGAGACGAGAUUUAAGGGAAGAAUGUAUCUUCACCAUUGAUCCAUCAACCGCCAAGGACCUCGAUGAUGCUUUGUCUUGCAAGCAGCUUCUGGAUGGUAACUUUGAAGUGGGCGUUCACAUCGCAGAUGUGAGCUUUUUUGUGCGGGAAGGAACAGCGCUGGACGAUGUCGCCAGCAAGAGGGCAACCAGUGUCUACCUCGUGCAGAAGGUGAUCCCCAUGCUUCCGGAGCUGCUGUGUGAGGAGUUGUGCAGCCUCAACCCCCUGACUGACAGACUCACCUUUUCAGUCAUCUGGAAGCUGACUCCAGAAGGGAAGAUUCUUGACGAAUGGUUUGGACGGACCGUGAUCCGUUCCUGCGCGAAGCUCAGCUAUGACCAUGCCCAAAGUAUGAUUGAGAACCCUGAGAAAGCGUUUGCAGUGGGGGAGCUCCCCCCGAUCUCCUCCCAACACUCGGUGGAAGAAGUCCGGCAGGCAGUCCUCAACCUUCACCGAAUCGCCAAGCAGUUGCGCAAACAGCGCUUCAUGGACGGUGCGCUCCGCUUGGAUCAGCUGAAGCUCUCGUUUACUUUGGACAAGGAGACCGGGAUGCCGCAGGGCUGUCACAUCUAUCAGUAUCGGGACAGCAACAAACUAGUGGAAGAGUUUAUGCUGCUCGCAAACACGGCCGUCGCCCAUCGGAUCUACCGCUCCUUCCCGACAAAGGCUCUGCUGCGCCGGCAUCCCCCGCCCCAGACCAAGAUGCUCAGCGACCUCAUGGAGUUCUGCAGCCAGAUGGGCCUGGACAUCGACUGCAGCUCCGCUGGCGCGCUACACAAAAGCUUGAACGAAACCUUUGGAGAUGACAAAUACGCUGAAGCCAGGAAGGAGGUGCUGACCAACAUGUUCUCUCGGCCCAUGCAGAUGGCCGUGUACUUCUGUGCCGGGACGCUGGAGGACGAGGCGCUCUUCCACCACUAUGCCCUCAACCUGCCCCUCUACACCCACUUCACGUCGCCCAUCCGCCGCUUCCCGGACGUCCUGGUCCAUCGGAUGCUCUCCGCCUCUCUGGGGUGCGGCUCUGCCCCGCGGAUGGAGGAGGCUGCCAUCCAGAAGCAGGCCGAGCACUGCAACGACCAGAAGAUGGCUUCCAAGCGGGUGCAGGAGCUCAGUGCCAAUCUCUUCUUCUCCGUCUUGGUCAAGGAGUGCGGCCCCCUGGAGUCGGAAGCCAUGGUGAUGGGCGUCCUCAGCGAGGCCUUCGAUGUUCUGGUGCUGCGCUUUGGUGUCCAGAAGCGCAUUUACUGCAACGCCCUGCCGCUGGUAGGAUUCCAGUUCCAGAAGGUGGGCAAGAAGCCGCAGCUCACCCUGAUGUGGGCCCCCGAGGGCCUGGAGGGGGAAGCCGAGCAGCAGGUCAUCUCCAUUUUCACCUUGGUGGAGGUCGUCUUGCAGUCCGACAGCACCCCCCUGAAGUACAGCGCGGUGCUGAAGAGGCCCGGUGGAGGAGAGUGACCGGCCCGGCUCCCCAUCCCGCCUGCACGCGAGGCGUUUCCAAAAGGACUCCGGCCGUGGACCUUCUGCGGUUGCCGUUUUGCAGAUGGGUUUUGUUUUAACUCUGGAUUUUUAAGUGAAACUGGUGGGCAGUUCUCAGCCUGUUCCCAGCAGACGCCAACAGGAACUUGGCAGCCCGAACUGUUUUAGCCCUGGGAUUUUAGGUCUGGUCUUCUCGUAAGCACGGCAGUGUUGUGCCUACCCUGCGUCUGCAGGGAACCCGGCGCCCCAACCCAUCGGCUGGCCUGCAGCGUCCCCUCGCUUGGCUCCCCGAGACGUGUGAGCCUACAACGCCCAUCAUUCCCAACCGGCAUGGGAGCUGCAGUCCAGCAGUUGUGCUCUGGGCUCCGUAUUUCCCCCAGCCUGGUCUGCCAAGGCCAUUCUCGCUGGGGUGUCUUCUGCCGUGUAAUAAAAAUUUGGUCGAUCGUG